GUCUUCUGGCAGGUGAAGAGAAAGUCCAAAUAAAUCUGGUACUUUUCCAAGAUUUUCUUUAUUCGAAAACACAAACUUUCUUCAUGAUGAUCUUGGAAGGAGCAUUGUCUUUCUCGACAAUGUCCAACUGAACUUUGCUCGGGAAGACGAAGAGGAUCUGCUUUGAGUGGGAAGUUGUCUAGAAUAAAAUUGACUACUUUGUUUUUCUGCAUACCUGGUUUCACCACAAGGUGGCAGUACAAAACAGGGAACAUUGUUGGUGGAGACUGUCUUCCGGUCAGCGACGAUGAAGUUAGAAUAAAGCAAAAGAAGAAGACGGAGGCAUCUGCACUAAUCGAUGAAGUAUAGUACGUAGGGCAAUCAUGUCAUAUUUUUUUCAUUGAAUUUGUGUAUUGACGACAUACAGUGCAAUAUUACACCAGGACUACUGAGCACACAAUAUCUAGCUGAUCGCCAUGCUGUGGCCGGCUGUGACUGUCAUACGGCUAAAAGCGUUACGAUGCCUGUCGUGGUUGGGUCAGAGUGGGCAACGAAACGUCACUUAUGUUCAAGGCCAGAGCCCCGAACCUCGCAUUCGGGAGUACUUCUAUUACAUUGACCAUCAAGGACAGCUGUUCCUUGAUGACACUAAGAUAAAGAACUUCGUCACUUGCUUCAAAGAUCAAAAGUUCCUCGUCUUCUUCUUCAGUCGUCUACGGCGGAAUGAGAUGGGCCGCUACCAGGAUCACUUCCCUUUCCUGUCUCUGUGUGGGCGAGAGAGGAACUUCCUGCGCUGUGACGACCGCCCUCUGGUCUUCACCCACCUGUUGCAGGGCUCGACAGGGGUCGAGGGGUCAGAGAGUUCCCCUGAGUUGCUUUCGUUCUGUGGGGGAGAGGACAAACUGUCUGCGCCCUUUCAGCCAGCGUCAAUCUACAUGCAUCCAGGAAGUGGGCGGGUCUAUCACCCGUGCCCGGAGCGUCUAGGAGGCGUCGGCCUCAUACGGUCAGCCCUCGCCAUAGAGCUCAGCCCCUUCUUCAUAUACCCACCAGGAGAGAGCCAAUCAGGACAGCCGACGCACUUCCUAUGGGCGGGACAACAGCACGUGCUGACCAAUGAGUUGGCUGGAUGCUUCCCUCGUGAGGAGGAAGAUGGGUCUGGGGAUUGAGAAGUGGGCUGAUGAACUGAUGAGCAUUUAGGUUCAAUUCUCAGUGUUUAUUAUCCCAGUGUUACAAGCUUUCACUAUGUUGAGAUGUACACAAAAGCACUGGCUUCGAUCUUUGUUCAUUCAGGCCUGCUGAAAUCAAUAUGGACAGAGCUCUGUUUGCAGCUUGCCAUCAUAUGGUGUAGUUUUUGAAAUGCGAAUGAUUAUUCUGAUGAUCGUUUCGUUGAAUAAAGAUGUUAUAUUGA
Molecule: messenger RNA, 1387 nt
Organism: Hypomesus transpacificus
Lineage: Eukaryota; Metazoa; Chordata; Actinopteri; Osmeriformes; Osmeridae
Gene: cunh8orf82
Product: chromosome unknown C8orf82 homolog
Exons: 3
Coding region: 456-1145 (229 amino acids)
Source: RefSeq, a predicted model, not a curated record